UUUUCCAGACUCCGUCAUCGCCGAGUACGAAAAGGCUUCUUGGGAAAACCUGCUUGGUAUCACAUCGCAAUUGUGUCCCCCUCGUGACGGCAAAGAAACCUCGGCCAACAUGGGCGUUGAUACUGAUCCCGCUAAGAACCAAGACGACGCGCACAAGGUCGGCUCGCCUUCGGUCGCUGCGCGAGAUGGCAGCCUCGACAUCCACGGCAUCGAUGACGUCGCAAUAAUCCCCAAGGGCGCGCUGGACCCCGUGUACGAGGCCAAGGCUCGGGUCCUCAACCGCGCUAUACAAGACAUCGGCAUGGGAUGGUAUCAAUGGCAGCUCUUCAUCGUCGUCGGGUUCGGCUGGGCUAGCGACAACCUAUGGCCCAUCGUCACGUCGCUGAUCUUCACCCCUAUCACGAACGAAUUCGGUCCGUCUCGGCCUCCUCUCCUCACGCUUUCACAGAACAUCGGUCUCUUGGCAGGCGCCAUGUUCUGGGGCUUCGGAUGCGACCUCUUCGGUCGAAAAUGGGCCUUCAAUCUUACUCUGGGUCUUACCGCGUUCUGGGGGUUGGUCGCAGCCGGAGCUCCCAGCUUUGCCGGCAUUGGCGUCUUUGCGGCUUUCUGGUCGUUUGGCGUUGGCGGCAACCUCCCCGUCGAUUCUGCCAUCUUCCUCGAGUUUCUCCCGGCAACCCAUCAGUACUUGCUGACGGUGCUGUCCGUCGACUGGGCCAUCGCCCAAGUUGUUGCCACCUUGAUCGCCUGGCCACUCCUCGGCAAUCUGACAUGUCAAGAAGGCGUCAUAUGCACCAAGUCGGAUAACAUGGGAUGGCGGUACUUCAUGAUCACCGUCGGUGGAUUGACCCUGCUUAUGUUCCUAAUCCGCUUCCUUCUGUUCACCAUAUUCGAGUCGCCAAAGUAUCUCAUGGGAAAGGGUCGGGACGAAGACGCCGUCCGGAUUGUCCACGAAGUCGCAAGGCGGAACGGCAAGAUCACAUCUCUGUCGAUUGAGGAUCUCAGGGCGUGUGAGCCGGAAGGGUAUGUUGCGCGGACCGACGCUGCUACAGCCGUCAAAAGAAACUUGGAGAAGGUCGACCUCAGCCGUAUACGUAUCUUGUUCUCGACACGUCGUCUGGCGUUGAGCACCGGCACCAUCAUGGCUAUCUGGGCGCUCAUCGGUCUCGGCUAUCCUCUCUACAACGCGUUCAUACCCUACAUUCAGGCAACACGAGGCGCGGAGCUCGGCGAUGGCAGCACGUAUCUGACGUACCGCAACAGCCUGAUAAUCGCCGUGCUGGGUGUCCCCGGCGCCCUGCUUGGAGGUUGGCUGGUCGAGUUGCCGGUGCUGGGAAGAAAAGGCACGCUUGCCAUCAGCACCAUUCUGACGGGCGUCUUUCUCUACUGUUCCACGACCGCCAUGACGAGCAACGCGCUCCUCGGGUGGAAUUGCGCCUUCAACUUUUGCAGCAACGUCAUGUACGCUGUUCUCUACGGAUUCACGCCCGAGCUGUUCCCAACGCCGCAGCGCGGGACCGGCAAUGCCCUCACGGCGACAUGCAAUCGCAUUUUCGGUAUCAUGGCGGUAAGUCGCGGUUGUUGUCCGGCCUCUCGGCGGGUGGAUGGGUACUGAUUCAGUCUUGCACAGCCCAUCGUCGCCAUGUUUGCUAAUCUCAAGACGUCGGCGCCGGUGUAUACUAGUGGCGCUCUGUUCAUCGCCGCCGGGCUCUUGGUGCUGAUAUUACCGUUCGAGUCGAGAGGAAAGGCAGCUUUGUGAGACGACUUAUUAAUUGGUUGUUCUGCGACACGCGGAGCACCGCAAUAUUCCAAUCUUACGCCAAGACGCAAAACGCAUGAGUCGUGCUGCUCGGUUUGCAUCCUCAUGUUCUGCCGGCGGCCUAUUUGACGUACGUCGGCGUGAUGCCGCUCCGGAACUCGGCCUUUGCCCGCGGCGUCGGUUAGCUGCGUAUCUGUUCAUUACUGCAACCUGCAUAGCUGGGCUCUUGGCGAGCGUGGUCGGGGGAGCCUCAGUCCCGACCAUCGGCACUUCAAUCUUCAACCGUGGACCUCGUUGUCGUCCAUCGGAGAGAUUCGAUACGUCAAUGGCAAAUGCAAUAUGUCGUUACGGGUCCUAGAGUCUUGGCGACAAGGCCCGUUAUCUGCGCCCAUGGGGGACUCCCCCGCUUUCCCCUCACCUCAUCUUUCCCGAGCUGCCUCUUGUAGUUUCGUUGCCAAUGUUUGACACCAGUUCGGAUGGAACCUUUGAUCAUCGCCGUGA
Molecule: messenger RNA, 2257 nt
Organism: Colletotrichum destructivum
Lineage: Eukaryota; Fungi; Ascomycota; Sordariomycetes; Glomerellales; Glomerellaceae
Product: Putative major facilitator superfamily, MFS transporter superfamily
Exons: 2
Coding region: 110-1612 (500 amino acids)
Biological process (GO): transmembrane transport
Cellular component (GO): membrane
Molecular function (GO): transmembrane transporter activity
Source: RefSeq, a predicted model, not a curated record